UAAAAUUCGGAUAAAAGGGAGCGUUUUCACGCAUGCGCACUUUAUUUUGGCUUCAUAAUCAUAGAUGCCGACAAGGAGUUAUUGUGACUGUAUAUUCUAUGGUUAUUAUUCAACCGCUCUAACCGAUAAAUUUGAAAUAGCAGUGUAUAUUGUGUGUAUAGUUUCUUGUGAGUAUAAUUGAAAUAUAACUAAUAAUCGAGAUGUCCGAGUGUGAAAAAUACGAAAAUAUGGAUGUAACAAUUGAGAAGCAUGUGGAGAAGCUGACACAAGAACAGGAGAUUCUUCAACAACAAUUGCAUGUUUUACGACUUAAAGUAGAAACUCACAAUGCGCUCGAGAAAGAAUUUCAAGAAUCUAACAAAGUUUUAGAGGAUUCACUCGCUGAAUGUAGAAUACAAACGCAAAAAAUCCUUGCUGAGAAAGAAAGAAAUCACACGGCUGAAAAAAAGGAAUAUGAGAAUUAUAUAGCAACAUUAGAAACAGAUACUACAAAAUAUAAGCAAGAAAUUGAAAGGUUACUUAAGGAGCUAAAAAAAUAUAAAGAUCUUGUAAAUCAACAAUCUCAUGAUUCUACUUAUAUGGAUGAUAAUUCAGCAAUAUAUAAGAAAGAAACUGAAAUACUAGCUACACUUCUUGAAAAUGAAUCAAAGAAAACAACACAAUUGGAAAUAAAACUUAAAAAUGUGGAGAGUCAUUGUGAGGAGCUUAAAGAUAUUUUGAGAGUAACCAAGAAUCAACUAGAGGAUAAAAAUGAAAUAUUGGAGAGUGUUCGGGAAGAAUUAGCUGUGUGUCGUAUGGAAUUGGCGUCAUUAAAAGUAACGCCUGCUAGCGAUACACGUAAAGGUAAUUCCUUAUUUGCUGAGGUCGAAGAUGAACGAAAAAAAUUAUUGGAUAACUUGAAAGGUCUUCAGAAUAAAUACCAAGAAGCAAAACAAGAGAUAAAUUCAAAAUCAAUCGAAAUUAAAAUAUUAAAGGCAGAGAAUAAUGCUAUGUUUAGAAAGUGGGAAAACAGUGAAAUCGAUACACUGCAAGAGAAAGCAAAUCUUCUGGAGAUGUAUAAGAGUAGAGUCUUUAAUCUUGAGACCAAAUUGAAGGCUGAAAUGAAAAAAAAUAAUCAGAAAGAAAUAGAAUCUGUAAAUAACGACUUUAACUACGCUCAGUUGUUAUUAAACACAAAGAUAAAAGAAAUUAAACAUUUAAAUGAAAAGUUAGAGAUGCAAACUACACAAAUGUUGGUGCAAGAAGAAGUGAAGCACGACAUCUCGAAACAACUUCGAUAUUGGUUUUCCAAGGCAAAAUCCUUAGAAGCUGAAAUUUUGAUUAUGAAAACGCAAUUAAAAACAGCAGCAGAAAAUGAUAAUAUUGAUAUGUCAGAAACUGAUUGUCAAAUUACUAAUACAGAUUUUAAAAAAGAUUUUAAAGAAGAUUUUAAAGAAGAUUUUGAAAAAAAGCAUUUAAAAGUUACAUUUGAUGAUUACGCGUUGAAUGAGACUGAAGAUAAAGAGAAUAAACCUUUGAAGAAACAACCACAAGAUUAUCGUAAAAUAGUUAUUAGUAAGAAUCCUUAAUUAUUAGAUAUUUUUUACUACAUUAUUUUAUAUCAGUACUUUAUGUUAAUUUUUAAUUAAAUAAUUCAAAAAUUUUACAUAUAAAAGAAUUAGGACAGUAUUCAUAGUUCGUUCUUGUUCCAAGAUUAUCUUAAAAUAAAAAUACACAUAUAUUAAGCGUAUA
Messenger RNA from Linepithema humile (Argentine ant), 1731 nucleotides. RefSeq names its product spindle apparatus coiled-coil protein 1 spindly. The record is from RefSeq and is a predicted model, not a curated record. Lineage: Eukaryota; Metazoa; Arthropoda; Insecta; Hymenoptera; Formicidae.